This is a messenger RNA of Pelecanus crispus (Dalmatian pelican), 2360 nucleotides long. NCBI's taxonomy places the organism in Eukaryota, Metazoa, Chordata, Aves, Pelecaniformes, Pelecanidae. The record is from RefSeq and is a predicted model, not a curated record.
GCUCUGAGGAGUUAGGAAGUGGAAGCUAUGGGCAUCGGUAUAUCACAGGCACAGUAACUGGUGAUGAUGAUGGAUUCGAUAUCGAUGACUCAGACUACGACAUUUACAUAGAAGAGCUCAGACCGCUUCCUGCUAUCAAAGGAGGCAACAGAAAAUUUCUGGUCGAAACUAAGGUCACACCAGGGUCUAGUUCCAGGCUCCUGUCACGGGUCCUUACAACCACUUCUGAACCUACUACUGCCACUCCCACCACCACACAGCCUUCAACCACAGCGAGGGUGACUACGGCUCAGGCAGCAAGGAGGGGCGGCAUGUCUUCUGCAGUGCGUCUCUUUGAUCUCUCCUGUGAUGAGACCAUCUGUUCUGCAGACAGCUUUUGUGUCAAUGACUACGACCGGGGAGGCUCACGCUGCCACUGCAACUUGGGAAAAGGAGGAGAGAUGUGUGCAGAAGAUAUUAUUAUCCAGUAUCCUCAGUUCUCUGGCUACUCAUACAUCACCUUUGAACCACUGAAAAACUCCUAUCAGACAUUUCAAAUUACCCUUGAAUUCAGGGCUGAAUCAGAGGAUGGUUUGCUGCUAUACUGUGGAGAAAAUGAACAUGGUCGUGGUGAUUUUAUGUCACUAGCAAUCAUCCGACGUAGCAUCCAGUUCAGGUUCAACUGUGGCACUGGACUUGCAGUCAUAACGAGUGAAACCAAAAUCAAGCUGGGGAACUGGCACAGCAUCACAUUGUUCAGAGAUGGGAUGAAUGGCUGGCUCAGGCUGGACAACAAUGCUCCAGUGACAGGAAAAUCUCAGGGCCAAUACAGUAAAAUUACAUUCCGGACUCCCUUCUACGUUGGUGGUGCCCCCAGCAUGUACUGGCUCAUCAGAGCUGCAAGCACGAAUCGUGGGUUUCAGGGCUGUGUUCAGUCGCUCAGCGUCAACGGAAAGAUAAUUGAUAUGAGACCCUGGCCAUUAGGGAAAGCUCUUAGUGGUGCUGAUGUCGGUGAGUGUAGCAGUGGCAUCUGUGACGAGGCGUCCUGCAUCAACAGUGGUACCUGUACUGUGAGCAAAGCAGAUUCAUACAUUUGCCUUUGCCCUCUUGGAUUUAAAGGUCAUCAUUGUGAAGAAGCACUCACCUUGGCCAUACCUCAGUUCAACGAGUCCUUAAGGUCAUUUGCUAGCACACCCUGGCCCUUGGAACCACAGAAUUACCUUUCCUUCAUGGAGUUUGAGAUGACAUUUCGUCCAGAUUUAGAGACUGGUGUCCUUUUGUACAGCUACGACACAGACAGCAAAGACUUCCUCUCCAUUAACAUGGUGGCUGGUUACGUGGAGUUCAGGUUCGACUGUGGCUCAGGAACGGCUAUUAUCAGGAGUGAAGAACCUGUCAGUCUGGGACAAUGGCAUGAGUUGCGAGUGUCUCGCACAGCAAAGAAUGGUAUCCUACAAGUGGACAAACAAAAGCCAGUGGAAGGCAUGGCAGAGGGGGCUUUCACACAGAUUAAGUGCAGCUCUGAAAUAUUUAUUGGUGGAGUCCCUAGUUAUGAUGCUGUGAAGAAGAACUCUGGGAUCCUCAGACCCUUCAGCGGGAGCAUCCAGAAGAUUAUCUUGAAUGACCGGACAAUCGAUGUGAAACGUGAUUUCACUUGUGGAAUCAACCUAGUGAAUGCUGCCCACCCCUGUGUGAGCUCACCAUGUGCAAAUGGAGGCACCUGUGUUCCCAAGAAGGACAGCUAUGAAUGUGACUGUCCCCUGGGCUUCGAUGGGCAACAUUGCCAAAAAGAGUGUGGAAGUUACUGCCUAAACACCAUUACAGAAGCAAUUGAAAUCCCACAAUUUAUUGGUCGCAGUUACCUUACAUAUGGUAAUCCAGAUAUCCUGAAAAGGGUAUCAGGAUCAAGAACGAACGUGUUCAUGAGGUUUAAAACCACAAUGAAGGAAGGUCUUUUGUUGUGGAGGGGAGACAGUCCCAUGCGACCUAACAGUGAUUUCAUUUCUCUAGGCCUUCAAGAAGGAGCAUUAAUAUUCAGCUACAAUUUGGGCAGCGGCAUUGCUUCCAUCAUGGUGAAUGGCUCUUUCAGCGACGGCCGGUGGCACAGAGUCAAGGCUGUUCGGGAUGGACAGUCUGGCAAAGUAACCGUGGACGAUUACGGUGCCAGGACUGGUAAAUCCCCUGGGAAGAUGAGGCAGUUAAACAUCAAUGGAGAUCUCUAUGUAGGUGGCAUGAAGGAAAUAGCCCUGCAGACGAACAGGCAGUACAUGCGGGGCCUGGUAGGCUGCAUCUCCCACCUCACGCUUUCAACCGACUACCACAUCUCGCUGGUGGAGGAUGCCACCGAUGGGAAGAACAUCAACACGUGUGGGACCAAGUGA